AUGUCACACGAACAGCGGCUUGAAGAGGCGAACAACGCUGUGCUGGCGAUCCGCAAAAGCGUCGACAAGGAGUUCUACCCGCGCUAUCACAUUGCCCCUUAUGCCCGCUCCAUGAGUGCGCCAUGUGGCAUGAUCUACUUCAAGGGUCUCUAUCACGUCUUUUAUCAGCAUCAACCAUUUGCCGAAGAGUCUGGCCCGAUGCACUGGGCUCAUUCCACGAGCGAGAAUAUGAUUUACUGGCGGCACCACCCCGUCGCGCUCGCACCCGGAGAGGACUGGGACCGCGAUGGUUGCUUCUCUGGCAGCUCGGUCGUGUAUGAUGAUCGACUCUAUGUAUUUUACACUGGUCACCACUGGCUCACUGAUAUUGCUGAUGAUAGCCAAAUAUACCAGGUUCAGUGCCUGGCUAUCAGCGAAAACGGCUUCAACUUUGAGAAGCGGGGCAUCGUAGUAAAGCCGCCAGCCGGCUUCUCCCAUUUCCGGGACCCGUACGUGUGGUUCCAGGAUGGGCGGUGGUGGAUGGUGUGCGGCGGCCGCGACUCCAAGGAUCAGGGCCAGCUUCUCCUGUACAGCACCGAUGAUCUGGAGGAUUGGGAUGACAGCACGUUCAUGAUUCUGUCCAAGUCGGAGGACCGUAACGUGUACAUGUGGGAGCACCCUUGCUUUUUCCCCCUGCAGCGCCACCAGAUGCUCAUGCUCUCGCCGCAAGGCAUGCAACCUGAAGAUUACAUGUUCCGCAAUCGGUACCAAACAGGGCUUCUGAUGGGUCUGUGGAAACCGAACGCGAUCUUCAGCGUCACCUCCACGUUCAAGAAGCUGGACCUUGGCCACGACUUUUACGGCGCUCAGGCCUUCCUAACGCGCGACGGCCGGCGUGUCUUCAUUGGCUGGCUGGACAUGUGGGACACGAACAUGCCCACAAAGCAGCACCAUUGGACCGGCAUGCUCUCCCUGCCUCGCGUUCUCCUUGUCGACGAAGCUAGUGGCAGAAUUCGUACGCCGCCCAUCAAGGAGCUGGAGAGUAUCCGUGGCACCCACCAGUACCUACCGCGGCAGACUGUGCUCGAGAAUUCGCAGGUUCAGCUACUGUUUGGCUGCACGGCUCACGAGGUACGCGUGCUGUUUGACAUGGAAAAGAGCACGGCGGAAAAGUACGGCCUGUGGCUCGGUAGAGGGCUAGAGAUCUACGUCGACGAACAAAGCAAGCGUCUCGUGGUAAACCGCCACUACCCCAACUACGGCAUUAGCGGAUACCGCAGCUACACGCUGCCGGCUCAGGCACUGCUGCUAGUGCACGCGUACUUUGACAUGUCUAGUGUAGAGGUCUUUGUGAACGAAGGCGAGGCCGUGCUGAGUACCCGGAUUUAUCCGGCGCGCGAGGAUCGGGCGCUUUCUCUCUUUGCAGCCAAUGGCACCGCCCACGUCACGCGAGGUGACAUUUGGGCACUGAACCAGUCAGUUAUCCAUUAG
Molecule: messenger RNA, 1470 nt
Organism: Leishmania mexicana MHOM/GT/2001/U1103
Lineage: Eukaryota; Euglenozoa; Kinetoplastea; Trypanosomatida; Trypanosomatidae
Product: sucrose hydrolase-like protein
Exons: 1
Coding region: 1-1470 (489 amino acids)
Biological process (GO): carbohydrate metabolic process
Cellular component (GO): cytoplasm
Molecular function (GO): beta-fructofuranosidase activity
Source: RefSeq, a predicted model, not a curated record